Scatophagus argus is the source of this 6347-nucleotide messenger RNA. RefSeq names its product adaptor related protein complex 1 subunit sigma 1 (gene ap1s1). The record is from RefSeq and is a predicted model, not a curated record. Lineage: Eukaryota; Metazoa; Chordata; Actinopteri; Scatophagidae. Gene Ontology annotation, cellular component: intracellular membrane-bounded organelle; membrane coat; AP-1 adaptor complex. The transcript has 5 exons. Gene Ontology annotation, biological process: intracellular protein transport; vesicle-mediated transport. Gene Ontology annotation, molecular function: clathrin-cargo adaptor activity. The coding region runs from base 188 to 664 and encodes 158 amino acids.
GCGCAUGCUCACCAAACACGGAACUGCUCACUGUAGCAGGGAAUUGGUUCAGUUGAGUGCAUCAGCACAGUGUUUGACACAGGCAUGGGCUGUCAACGUUAGAUGCGGCGUAUUCCUUUAGGUUGGACCGGGCAGUGUAGAUAUAGAGUUAGUUUGUUACGUCGCAGGAGGUCAAAUAUCCGACGAGAUGAUGCGUUUCAUGCUGCUGUUCAGCCGGCAGGGGAAGUUGCGGCUGCAGAAGUGGUACACAGCCACAGCUGAACGUGACAAGAAGAAGAUGGUCAGGGAGCUGAUGCAGAUAGUGCUCGCCCGCAAACCAAAGAUGUGCAGCUUUCUAGAAUGGAGAGACCUAAAGAUUGUCUAUAAAAGGUAUGCCAGCCUGUAUUUCUGUUGUGCAAUUGAAGAGCAGGACAAUGAGCUGAUCACACUGGAAGUCAUCCAUCGCUUUGUAGAGCUGCUGGAUAAGUACUUUGGCAGUGUGUGUGAGCUGGACAUCAUCUUUAACUUUGAGAAGGCCUACUUCAUUCUAGAUGAGUUCCUGAUGGGAGGAGAGAUUCAGGACACGUCUAAGAAGAGCGUCCUCAAGGCCAUUGAGCAGGCAGACCUACUGCAGGAGGAGGACGAGUCACCCAGGAGUGUGUUGGAGGAGAUGGGCUUGGCGUAGUACACAGCGACAUCAGGAGAGACUAUAGAUGCUAAGGCAGAGGGCUGGAUGAGAGGGGGAGGACAGAAGCUGGGAUUGAACAUUUUUUACUGACAGUGCUGGUUCUCUGUAUUGUGGCUCUGGUGAAUGAUGUACAGUGUUUAACUGGGGAAAGACAGUUAAGAAUGGAAGAUCUUUGCAGGCCCUUUAGCUCUGUGCGUGUGUGUGUGUAUGUGAGUGUGAGGGAGGGUUCUAAACAUGGGGUACAGGAAAUGGGAUAAAUUCAAAUUUUUUGCCUGGCUGCAGGGGGAGUUGUGUGUUCAGAUUUUUAAAUGGGAUGAGUUGAGCUUUGCUUACUGAAGACUUAAAAGAACCCACAGUAGAUGCUGAUAUAGAGUUAAAGUGAAACAGGGGGCAGUUUGACCGUUGCUUCCAUGCAAAGAGCUGGUUGGAUAUUCAUACCUUGUCAUGAAGGUUUGCCAAAUGCUGAAGAAUUGAUCAGGGAUUUGAAUAAUUUGAAAAAUAACUGAACAUCGCUCAAAUGAUAAACCUGACGUUUCUAUAUUUUUUGUAUUUUCAAUAAUUAUCGUGAAAAGAAUGAAAGUAACUGUAUUAGUUCAUCUCUCAAUACUCUUUGGUUUCCUGGCUCUCAGCCCCACAUGCAUGGGUUCCUACUGAAAACAUUAAUGUUUUUAAACAGCUCAGAAAUAUAUAGUUUAAUUUUUAAAAUGGCUCAGUAGUCUCCUAAAACAGCUGGACGACUGAAACAAGAAGAUAAAAUACAUUUGUUGGGAACUGUUUCCGGCACCAGUUAGGUGCUAUAGUGAAUAUUUGUUGUUUGUUGGAUUGAGUUCGGAUAAACUACAGAAUGUGUGUUCAUGGUAAUGAACGAACAUGUCACCCAGUGCAACAGUGUGAUUGAUUUGUUUUAAUAAUUUCUGGACAUAAAUGGAGGUCUAUGGAACAGAGGAGUAAGACAUAUCAGACACUGGUUACAAAACAAUACAUUCAUUGUGGGGUUGGGUCUGCACAUGAGGUUUGGUGACAGUCAGAAAAAUACAAAAUAUCACCAGCCCUAAAGUAAAAUUCUGUGUUCAUACAAUCCUUUAUUUCAUAGCAUUGGCCAUUAAUCUUAUUGGUUAUGUACGUGAUAACAAGGAAAAUAAUAUGCAAAGUGCAAUAUGAAAAACAAACAGAAUGGGCUUCUUCACUGAAGUGUGUCGUUACCAAUCAGGACACAUACGAGUGGCAAUCUCACACAUUUAUUACACAUGUUCUCUUGUAAUAAGGAUCAUUUAAGUUAUUAUGAUUUAUUCUGAUAAUUAACAAUGUUAUAUGAUCUAUCGGUUUUAGAUGAUCAACCAAAACUAAAUGCACUGAAAUGUAUUUUACAGUCAUCCAUAAGUUUUGUGAAACUGCGUGAGUACACAACCAUUGUUUAGUACUAAAGUCAAAUUUAUGAUGACCUAAGAUAAACCUUUAUUGAUCCCCAGCAGAGAAAUGUAUUAUUUGCAGCAGCACAAUAUCAGAAAUAAGUACAGAUGAGAAUAGAAAGUCAGAGACAUAAAUAAAAAGGUAACAAAAAUAAGAAAGGAACAAUAUGAAAUGUUUAAUUUGUAAUAUGUUUUAUUAUUAUUAAUAAUUAUUUAUUUCAGAUUGAUAUAUGAAAAUUGAAGCAGCAAGUAGCUCUGAAUGGAUAUUCACAACAGGUAACGACAGGUAACUUCAUUAACUUUAACCUUCACCUUCAUUGUCUCUUCCAGUUAUGAUUUAAGUCAUAUGGAAGCUCUGUUGGGUUAUAUUGUUGUGGAGACAUCGUGAAGGCAUUUCAUCCUCAGAUCUCAGCACUGAAAAUGUAAGUAGAAUGUUAUCAUAACCAAUAGGACUGAGGGUCAUAACUACAAUGUAAGACAGAGGUUGUAAGAAAACAGAUUUUUACUUUGUUUUUAGACUUGCUCUCUACUUAACUCUUAAGAUAUUAUCAAAAACAUCUGUCAGUAUGCUAGUACAAUUAUUUGAAUAUCACUUAAUGUUUUAAGAAUUUCUAUUGAAUUUUCUCCUAAAGGCAGAGUGUAAUAUUUGGAUUCAGUCCCGUCUCUGUGAUUGGCCCAUGUUAACGUGAUGGGACCAGGAUGGUAAACAGCAUUGUGAAUAAUGAACCAAAGACAUCCGAGAUUUGCAUCACAACCCAAAGUAAUUUUUGAGCUAUUCAUAUGUACUGUCAGCGGACUGAUGUGCCAGACGAGAUGGAAAUGUCAAGUCUGUCUUAUGCAAUUUAACACAGUGCGACUGAGAAUCACAUCCCACCUCCAGAGAGGAAGACGGAAUGAAAGUGAGCAGAGUUUAGUGUUGGAGUUGAAGCAUAACAUUGUUCUGCUGGUAAUAUAAACUGGUAUUACACUUUAGAAAUGGACUGAAAUUUCAAAACUAGUAGAAUAAACUGAAUUUUAGCCAAGUCUAUCAUAUAGUCCCAUAUGUUUUUACAAUAUUUGAUCUUACUUUUGAAAGUGUUCAUUGCUAAUCAAUCUUGAUAAUUUACAAUGCCAUUUUUGGAUCUUUUCCUGUAAGUGGUGCUCACAUUGUUCAAUUCAAGACAUUCAAUUUAAACUGUUAAAGUGCAUUUGUUAUACAGUAGAAUGCCUGCAGCCACUUCUGAAUGUAUAAUGACUUACCCAUACCUCAUUGGAUUUGGUUUGUUUCCUAGUUAAAUAUCAUCAUCUCUUUACAAUGCAGUGGUCAUUGUGAAACCUUGAGCCCUGGUAUUUGCUUUGGCUAGUCCCAUCCACUUGAAGACCACCGCAGAUCAAAAGUGUGGUCCUACGAAUUCACAAACGUGUGUUUAUGCUCGCACAUUGAAUUGAAUAAGAACAUUUAAUUUUAAGUCUGAAUCCAGAGCUGACCCCAUUCGUUAUAUUUUUGAGUGAAUCCAAAUUAUUUUAUAUCCACCAGUCUUCAAAAUUUGUAACAAAUGUUUGUGUAACAAAAAAUAGUCUUGAAUUGACAAAUGUUGUCUUCUGUCUUUGCAAACCUUACUACGUUGAUUGUUUCAAUAGGGAAAACUCGCUGCUCUGGUUGUGCUUAACUUCAAAAAAUAUAAUACACAAAAUAUUCUGGAAAUUAGAUCAGAAUCAGAACCCAACUCUCCUUAUGCACGAAUCUGAUUGAGGUCCUGUGCAGUGCUGUUAAUGCAGAGUAAAUCUUUGAACAGUUUCUUUAUUAAGUCUAACAUUAGUGUGUUCUUAUUUUAUGAAUGACGUUUGUCAGAAAAAGUUGUGGUGUUGUAGGGUGUUGCUGUCCCAUCCAGUUAUUUAUUAAUCUAAAAUACGACUAGAUGAUAUGGAAUCUUGGAAAAAAUUGUAUGAAUUUCUUAUAUCAUGCGGCUGAAGCAGUCAGUCAGCUGAAACAAGUUUUGAAAAAAAUUUCACGUUUCUUUACCAAAUAUCUUGUUUCAGUGUCCAUUUAUUAUUAUGGUUUGUUACAUUUAGCAGUCCUACAUAGGAAACUCUUCCUUAUAUCACCUCAAAUAGUAUGCAUGUUUUUCAUCAUACAGGGACUUGAUUUGUAUAAUAUCAUCUUAGGAGUUCUGGACAAACAUUCUCAUUUCUAAUUAAUCAAAGGAAAUGAAAUUAAAAAUGAAAUCAAAGGAAAUUAAUUUUCUUUGUUAUGUGCUGUCAUCACUUUCCUUGAUCACAGCCUUUCUGAUCUACAAAAGACACGGAUGCAGUUGUUACAAAAUGAUGGAUGGCAGUAGAUGUUUUUUGAGGGGAAAAAAAAGUGUCUACAGGCAGAGUGUUGUUUGAGCUUGACUGUAUUGAUAGAUUUGCAUCUAACUACGUGUUUGUGCAUAUGAUGGCUACCCAUUAUAUCCGUAUCCUGCUGCUAAUACCUUUGGUAGGUUGGCUUUGCACAUCCUCAGAAAGGGUUAGAUUUAGCAGGUUAGGUUAAUGAUUUUCAGUGGGUCUUCUCAACCACGUGCUCACUGACAUGGUAAGUUAAAUAGAAAUAUUUGGAAAUAUAUAUAGGUAGAUAUAGAAAUACAUACAUCCUACUGCUCAAAUGUUUGGGAUCACGCUGUCAGAGUUAGAAAUAAUGAUUUUAAUGGAAAUGGUGAAUGUGUUCUACAAAUUUUGUCUUCAUCAGCAAUAACAGCCUGGCAGACCUUAGGCAUUCUAGCUUCCAGUUUUUCAAGGUAUUCUGAUGAGAUUUCAUCCCAUGCUUCCUGGAGCAUCUCCCACAAGAUGGAUUGGCUUGAUGGAGUCUUCCUUUGUACCAUACGGUCAAUCUGCUCCCACAACAGCUCAAUAGGGUUCAGAUCCGGAGACUGUGCUGGCCACUCCAUUACAGUCUGAAAUCUGGCUGACUACUUAUGGAUAUUGCUAGAUAUUGCUGACACGUUUUGGAGGUGUGUCCCACUCUCUUACACUUCGGGUUAUGUAGGGGGCACUCGCUUGAGAUAGUCCAAAAUGAAUGGGGUAUUAUGGAGCUCUAGUGGCAAAAUGUAACUUUUAUGGUGCAAAAAAAUAAAUCAGCUUAUUUUCUUAAUGUUUUUGGUAGAAGCGAACAGAUACGGUUCUAUUAGAUUAAAAUUUCCUGGCUUUUUGUGUUAUUGAAGUAUUUGCAGCCAGUUUACGACAUUCGCCAUUUUGGUUUCACGCAUCAAUCAAGCACAAGUUUGUGUUUCAUUUUAACCACGCUUUUAAUGUCUUCUGCAGUUAUUGUUAGGAAAAUGCAUGGAUAACAGCGAAAACCGUAACGCUGCUAGUCAUAAAUCUUUCACCAACCAAUAAGCAUAUUUGCUUACUAUAUAUAAAUAUGGGCGUUUUGGUCUAGAAGUAGGUGUAAAUAAUUAUUAGCCAUUUAGCUCUAUUCACUCCCAUUCAUUGAGGACAAUCUCGCGAGUGUCCCUAGGUGAACUGCAGCCAACUUUCGGAAGUGGAGAGGCUGUCCUUAGAAAGGUUGUGACACUGCCUCCACCAUGACUGACAGAUGAUGCUUUGGAUGAUGAGCUGUUCCUUUCCGUCUCCAUACUUUUCUCUCCCCGUCAUUCUCAUCCAAGUCAGUGUUGGUUUCAUCUGUCCAAAAAAAUCUUACUCCAGAACUGGGCAGGCUUUUUUUAGGUGAUUUCCAAUCUGGCCUUUCUGUUCUUGAGCAGUGGUUUGCACCUUGCUGCGAAGCCUCUGUAUUCAUAAGCCAUCUCAUCACAAAUGUAGUCCCGAGUCCCAUCCUUGCUUAUGAAUGACUGAGACUUGAGGAUCCCCUGUUCAUACCAAAUCAUGACUCUAUCACCUGUUGCCAACACAUCUCUUUACCUCUUUGCUUGCUAAUGAAUGACUGAGACUUUUGAGAAUCCCUAGUUCUUACCAAAUCAUGAUCCUAUCCCCUGUUGCCAACUCAUCUGUUUACCUGUGGAAUGUUCUAACAGGUGUUUUUGAGCAGUACACAACUUUCCCGGUCUUUUGUUGCCCCUGUCCUGGUGAAGUUGAACAUUAAAUAUAUUGUCUUUUAAUUCCCCAAGAAGGUCUGGCAAAUGAUCAUAUUUGAUUUUAUUUAUGUUUCACACAGCAUCUCACAUUUUUGGAAUCAGGCUGUAGUUGUUGUCAGACAAGUAUGCAGUAGUAGUAGUUCCAUAUAGUGUAACAGAUAAAUGGCACGUUCUGUAUAUUAUGUUCAAUUCACCAAAUAAAGUUUUAGUUUUCUCUCUGUC